Molecule: messenger RNA, 3962 nt
Organism: Trichoplusia ni (cabbage looper)
Lineage: Eukaryota; Metazoa; Arthropoda; Insecta; Lepidoptera; Noctuidae
Gene: Adss
Product: adenylosuccinate synthetase-like
Exons: 8
Coding region: 87-1094 (335 amino acids)
Biological process (GO): SRP-dependent cotranslational protein targeting to membrane; 'de novo' AMP biosynthetic process; IMP metabolic process
Cellular component (GO): cytoplasm
Molecular function (GO): GTP binding; adenylosuccinate synthase activity
Source: RefSeq, a predicted model, not a curated record
UUAAUCCUACCAUUAUUUCAGGAAACGGUGUGGUCAUCCACCUGCCAGGUCUCUUCGAGGAGCUGAAGAAGAACGAGCUGAAAGGCAUGGAAGGCUGGCAGGACCGCCUCAUCAUCUCCGACAGAGCACACCUCGUCUUCGACAUGCAUCAACAGGUUGACGGUCUUCAAGAAGCAGAGAAGGGCAAGAACUCGUUAGGCACCACAAAGAAGGGUAUCGGCCCGACUUACUCCUCAAAGGCGACCCGCAACGGACUGCGGAUAGGAGACCUGCUCGGCGACUUUGAAGUUUUUGAGGAGAAGUUCCGCACCCUCGCAGCGAACUACAAGAGAAUGUUCCCAUCAUUAGAGGUUGACAUCGACGCGGAACUCGCCCGCUACCAGGUCUUCGCGACCAAGAUCAAGCCGAUGGUACGCGACACGGUCUCGUACCUGCAUAAAGCUAUCGGCGAGGGCAAGAAGGUUUUAGUCGAAGGUGCUAACGCCGCCAUGUUGGAUAUUGACUUUGGCACGUACCCAUACGUGACGUCGUCCAACUGCAGCAUCGGCGGCGUGUGCACGGGGCUGGGGCUGCCGCCGCUCGUCAUCGGCGACGUGCUCGGCGUCGUCAAGGCCUACACCACGCGCGUCGGCGACGGACCCUUCCCCACUGAGCUGCAUGAUGAGACAGGCAGCCUGCUGCAGGAGCGCGGCCACGAGGUGGGAGUGACCACGAAGCGGGUGCGACGCUGCGGCUGGCUCGACCUGGUCGUCGUGCGGUACACCGCCAUGGUCAACGGGUACACCGCGAUAUGCCUUACAAAGAUGGACAUCCUUGACACGUUAAAAGAGAUCAAGAUCGGUGUCGCCUACAAGCUGAACGGCAAGAAGAUCGAAUACUUCCCAUCAUCGAUGACAGAGCUUAGCAAUGUUGAGGUGGAGUACAUCACAGUCCCGGGCUGGGCGUGCAGUAUAGAGGACGUGCGGCAGCUGGACAAGCUCCCGCAGCAGGCGCGGAACUACGUCAAGGUCAUCGAGGACUUCCUGCAAGUACCUGUAAAAUUCAUCGGCGUCGGUCAGAAUCGGGAGUCCAUCAUCAACGUCCAGGAAGCUUAACGUUGGCACUUGAUACUUUAGCGUCUCUUCUUAUUGUAAUGUUACUUAAGGUACGAGAGACAACCUCUCUUUUGCGCUCAUAACACUUUCUAUCUCGCUUCUAAAUAUAGCGCCUUGGGAUGAACAGAACAGGUUUAAAUCGUACAAUGUAGAAGGAUCAUACAUGAGAAACAACUAUGAAUUAAUGACGUCAUCCCUUAAAGAUUGGAGACAGUAUAAUGUCUAGUAUUAUGCUGGAUGUAGCGAAUAAAAGAAGGGAUUAGAAAGAAUGUUUCUUCAUGUAAACGGUUUCUAAAGAUGUAGGACACGCUAUGCAUUUUUUGUAGUUCUUUUCAUAAUAUUUGGUCACCUAAUGCCUUUGAUUUCUACUUAUUUAAAAGGUAUGCGAGUUCGAAAGAGGUAGUUUAAUUGAAAACAAGACUUAUGGCUAUGAGCACAAGAGAGAAUGUUGCCUGACACAGCGUCCUACUAGCUUAUACAUCUAUCUGUCGUGUAUCUGAAUCGUUUGUAUAUUAUACAGGGCGAAUUCUUGAAAUGGGUGCGGCCAACCCAUAGAAAAACCUUAAAAUAUAUAAAAAUGUACUUAUAAAUGUCAUGGGGCUUAUUUAUUGAAAUUUUAAUGAGCUGCGUAAAAUAUACACUCUGUAUAAAUUGAGCAAAGGUUAUUGAACUGCACAUUUCUUAUAUAAGGCUUGUGAUACAGGCGCUUCACCUUUGGAAUUGAUUACAAUAGCAUUUUGGAUAGAUUUAAUAGUAUGUCAAUUGUAUUUGUUACAAGAUUUGUAAACUGAUUUUGUUCAAAGAACAAAUAAAUAAGAGCGAAUAAUGAAAUUGUAAAAUCAAUCAGACGACUAAUUUUUGUCAUUAUGUUAUUUACUGCUACUUCAAGUAAUUUUAUCAAAAUGUAAUUUAAAAAUCUCUUCAGCUUUUGGAAUAAUGUAGCGUACUUAUCCAUACAAUAUCUGGGAGAUUGGUUCACAUUAAAAUAAAACAAAUAUUUAAUUCCACACAUUUAAAGUGCUAUCUUCAAAAUUUGCCUCAUGACGCUACCGAUAUAUCAAAAUUGCAAUCAAUCUUCUUGAACCAGUAUUCAUCAAAGCUUCUAAAACAUCUCGAAUAAACUAUAUCCUUCACUAUCUAAAUUAGUCAACACAAUAGAAGCUUUACGCUAGUCAGUUAUCAAAGGUGCCGGUUUUAUACAAUAUAUUUGUAAUACAGUAUUGUUCUGCAAUUUAUGCUGAACUUUGAAAUCUUGCCUGUUAAAGACAAAUUUGUAAAAUUUAGAUUGCUAUUGUGUCCGAAAGUACUUAUUCAAUGACCUCACCUAUACUGAAACGUGUUUUGAAUUGUCGCUCUUAUGUUUAUCUGUCGCCACUGAAUAUAGACAGAGCGACAGAGAUAGCAUAAGACAUACAGAGGAAAAGAGUUACAAGUUAGUUGAAGCGAGAUCACAGUAUACAUGCACUGUGUGUCAAACAGAGACGGCGAUAUUUUGUCUUACUUCAACUCAAUGUAGAAAUUCAUUACCUACACGUUUUAAUAUUCAGUAUUCGAUCGCUGUUGUAAGCUUAACGAAGUCGACGCAAUAGAAAUUUGUCUGUAUAAGGCGGUCCGCAAACGCAGACACUUGGUUUUUGGAUCGGCACACCUUAACAGGGAGUUGUAGUUGCUGUGUCAUGUAGAUGUAACGAGAAGUCAUUUUCUUAUUGGUUCUAUGGACAUAUUAUAUUCAUCGGUAGCUUGUAUCUGACAAAAGUAAGUGUCCACGUUUGCGCCCCACCUAAACAUUAAGAGGACAUUUACAAGUGCACGCGGAAUCAGUGCAUUGAACCUUUGUAGUAAAAUAAUUUAGCUAAUUUUAAUACGAUGUGUAUUCAUCUUAUAUAUCAUAGAAAUAUAUUUUACGGCGGAUUUUAGUACAAAAAUACUGUGGGUGACGCAAUACCAAGUUUCUUUCGCAGCAAUAAUAGGGUAAUUAUUAUAAUAUACUCUGUCGAGGUGCGUUUGGUACGACAUGGCGGAUAUACUUGUAAAGUAUUAUUAUAAAGACACCAAUGCCUGUACUAUGAGCUGUUAGCCAGACUGUGGCUGUUGUAGAAGUGAGACAACGAUAUAUAUUCUGCGCAUAGCCGUAUCUCCCUUCCACAAUAGUAACGAUCUGCUUUUAGUGGCUUGUAGUAAGCGCUGGGCUUAUUUUAACUAAUGUUAAUUUUUAUAAGUUCACGAAUGUUCCAAGUGCACAUUAUCAAUACCAGAAAUCUUAUUUGAUGUAAAUGAACUCUCAUUUGCUUAUUUGAUAUUCAGUUUUAAAACUUAUAUUGUUUCCUACUCUUUAUUUGUUUAAUUAUCUUUUCAUUCCUAUUUAAACUUAUUUCUCAAUGAUGCAAAGUUAUUGACUUAUAUUAACUAAAUACUGGUAUUGAUAAAAUGGAACGUUAUUUUUUUUGUUUCUUAAAUUGACAGUCGGUGUUUUGCACAAAGGAAAUAGCGGUACUAUUCAAUAAAGACCUUUUUAGUGUUAAUAUUAUUAACAUUUGUUUGAAAUCAAUACUUUUUUACUAACUUUUUUUCAUUUAGGGCUAUAUUUUCUGCUUUCAACAAUCUUGUGAAGCGAAAUUUAGACAUUAUUUUACAAAUUUAUUACAGUUUUACAAAGGCCCAUUCCAAAGAUCUUUUGAAAUGAAAUAUUGUAUGUACUUAUUUAACGAAUCAUCGUUUUGCUUCUACAUUCUGUGAGUCGUGUUUUUUAUGUGAUAUAAUUGUGUAUAAAUUAAUGGAAAUAGUUACAUUAAUACAGUCUUAUACGGCAUGUAUUAAUGUAGUUAUUUAAUUACAGUUAAUAUGCCAUUAAAACGGUUUAUUCUUUUA